Chondrus crispus (carragheen) is the source of this 123-nucleotide messenger RNA. RefSeq lists its product as hypothetical. The record is from RefSeq and is a predicted model, not a curated record. Lineage: Eukaryota; Rhodophyta; Florideophyceae; Gigartinales; Gigartinaceae. Bases 1 to 123 code for a protein of 40 amino acids. The transcript has a single exon.
AUGGAUUGCAACGUCCGUGAGGCGAGCUUCUCACGCAUUCAUAAAUCAAAAAACCCUCAACGCACUGCUGAUGUCACGGGCGGCAGGCGGCCAUCGCACUUCGAUGCUUACUUACACCACUAG